This is a messenger RNA of Dovyalis caffra, 861 nucleotides long. Lineage: Eukaryota; Viridiplantae; Streptophyta; Magnoliopsida; Malpighiales; Salicaceae. The record is from the annotation of a GenBank genome assembly.
AUGAUGCAGUCACUCAAUCUGAAAUUGUUGGCGGAUUUUAGUACGGGUACGAGGAUUUUUCUUCCGGGCCGGAGCUUUGGUUCGGAGAGGAGACAGUGUUUGAAUAUCAGAGGUUCCAACAGAAGUUGUCGGAUUGUAGCAUGUUCUGUUGAGAGAGAUGGAAAUGGUGAAGGAACAAGUUCGAGUUCAAGUUCGGGUUCGGAUCAUACUCCAAGUUCGUUUUUGUCUCGGAGUCAAACUUAUGCUAUGCUGAAACAACAAAUGGAGGUUGCUGCACAAUCUGAGGACUACGAAGAAGCUGCAAGAAUUCGCGAUUCGUUGAAAUCAUUUGAGGAAAUGGAACCAGUUUUGCGGCUGCGUAGGUUGCUUAAGGAUGCAAUUGCUGAUGAGCGGUUUGAGGAUGCAGCUAGGUAUCGCGAUGAGCUAAAGGAAAUUGCACCACACUCCCUCCUGAAAUGUUCGAGUGAUGCAACUACCUUGGGGAUCAGGGUUCAAGUUAGGAGUGUUUACAUUGAGGGCCGAAGUCAGCCUUCAAAGGGGCAGUACUUCUUUGCGUAUAGAAUAAGAAUCACUAAUAACUCAGAUCGCCCUGUUCAACUUCUCAGAAGACACUGGAUUAUAACAGAUGCCAAUGGAAAAAAUGAAAAUGUUUGGGGAGUUGGAGUUAUAGGUGAACAGCCAGUUAUACUUCCUACGGCAGGAUUUGAAUACUCAUCUGCAUGCCCGCUAUGCACUCCCAGUGGUAGAAUGGAAGGUGACUUUGAGAUGAAACACAUUGACAAAGCAGGCUCACCCACGUUCAAUGUUGCUAUUGCUCCGUUUUCUCUCUCAAUACUAGGAGAUGGAAGUGAUGCUUUUUGA